ACGGAAACAAAGCCCAUGGCCUGGCACAAACAGGGACCUGUCAACACACUAGACAAGGAGGUCAAAGAGCACGGGGUGCAGGGUGAAAGGGGCGCAAACAUAUGUCACAAUUCCAUACUGCAAGAUAAAAAGGCCCCCAAGGCAGAACCUGAGGAGGACAUAGAGGACAUAGAGUGUAGAAACCAAGAGCCCACAAGUACUAAUCAAGAGAACCAAGAAGUUGCAAAAAAUUUUGAGCAAGUUCUCAAAACUUUAUCACCACUGCAACUAGCUAAAGAGGAAUCUGAAGAGACUGUUGAUCAAUUUGAUGAUUGCUUAACUCCUCCCCCUUCCUUCAGUGUUAUAUCAACCAGAGAUUUCUGUGAGAAAGAGUUAUUUUUCAGCCUAGAGUGUGAGGUGACAGGAGAGAUGAGUGAUGUUAAGAUAAACUCAGAUACAAAAGACGACCUUAACUCUCCUGAUAGCCAAGAUAGUCAAGAAAGGCCAAGGACACCUCAGUUUCUAGGUCCAAUAGAUGAGGAGACAGAUGCAAUGUCAGAAGAAAUGAUGGGAAAGGAAAAUAUUAAAGAGCUACGCAUCAGUAAAAAAAAUAAUACAUCACAACCUGCUUGCCAUUCUCCCUCAGACAGUAAUGCUUCAGAUGGAAAUACAGUGAGCUCCCCUCCCUUUGCUGAUGAAUGUGAGGAAGAAGAGGAAAUGAGUGUGGACUUUAUAUCUUGUGUGCAGCAAAAGAACACACUGGAUGUCAGCAGCAAGGCUUUCCUGCUUUCAUAUUCUGCCUCAGAUCAUGCAGGCCAUUCAGCCAAACAGCAGGAGGUGCCGUUGCCACAAAGCCAACAUGAACCUAAUACUAGGGGAGUGAACCAGGAAGCCACGCAACAGGUGCUUAGCCAGGGAUCUCCACCUUUGUCGAGCGUUGCCAUGGAGCUGUCCAAUCAGGGUGGGGCAGGUUCUCAAGGCUCUGGUUAUGUGUUGACUGUGAGAGAAAGGCAUAGCAGGGCGGGGGAAGAUACAGAGGGUAAAAAGGAGCAAACAGGGGAAGAGAAAGGGCAGAAAGAGAGCAGAUCCGGAAGGAACAAGCCAGCUGGGGAGCAAUAUAGCGGGCAACUUUUAAGAUAUUCACAAACAGUCCUUGUACAAGACAUUAAGACAGACAGACAUCACUGCGGUGUCUCUCUUAAACAUACUAAACACACCAGGAUGGAAAAUGACUUGUGUGAUGACAGCCAGAGCGACAGUGGAGUGUCUGACGACUUCUCCCCGUACAGCACUUUGGAGGACACCACCACCUCUACAGGCUCUCCAACAACUCCAAAAGAGACUCCCAUUGAGAGGGAGAUCCGACGGGCUAUUGCGCGUGAAAACAGCCUGAGAAGGUCCAGGGGGCUUCCGAAUCCACCCUCCUCUCCAGAGUAUGUAGAUUUUCCUUUGAAAAAAAAUCUCCGCCAGUCUAUAACCACCAAGUCUGAGAGGUAUCAAGACAAAGACAGGGAAUUUGCGGGCAAGAAGAUGCAGCAUGAGAUCUACGCAGAGGCUCAAAGGGAGCAGGACCUGGUCAAGCUUGGGAAAGUUCCCGGUUUUUAUGACAAAGGUAUUGAUCGUCAAAUAAAAGAGACGAAACUGAUCUUUGAGGCCUUUCAGACACCCAGCGAUUCAACUUUUACCACCUCAACCAGGAGUAAGUCCUCCUCAUCAUCUUCCUCUAGCAGUGAUGCUUCAACUCUGGGGAACCAGGAUGACAGAUCAUCAUCAUCAUCAUCCACCGUUGGAAGCUCAUCUGGGGAAAGUAGACACAGCUUAGACGUGCUAAGUCCCACACCAUGCCUAACAUCUGCCCAAGGAGGGGGAAUAACUAAUUCCCAUCCCAGAGGACCAGGCUUUUCUGAGGGGUCAGGUUCUCAGGUCAUUAUCUUUGAGAAUAAUCUGGGUGUCCCACCACAGAAGCACUACCGCUACCACGUCAAAUCAGAGACAGAGGCAAUUACAGAGGUUGACUCUGGAUAUCAGAAAAUCUCAUCAUCCAGGGCAAGAGAGCAUCAUCAUUACUGGCUAUCAGAGAAAGGGCAGAAAAAAGAGGAUGAGGAGAAGGAAGAAGAGGAGGUAGCCAUCCAGGAGAACCCCUUUUUCAAACUGCGUACUUCAACUAAUUUAGUUAAAGUGAAGCGGGAUAUCCAAGAGGCCCAAAAGCGUGAGAAGGAGCUUCGCAAGCAGAGGAUCAGUCUAUAUGGAAGCAGUGGAGGUGCAAAAGGAGGAGGAGGACUGAUGCUAACCAGCAUGGAAAGAAAGAGUCUGCCUUCUUCUUUCAAUGGAUUGGGCACACCAGGGUCAUCAUAUAGGGUUGAAACUGGAACCUCAGGAGUGCGCCAGGUCAGCAAGUCGUCCAUGUGGCCCCCAGUGCAAACUGAAGAGGAGAUGAUUCACCGGGCAGAGGUACUCCAGAGUCCCCGGACCCCCAGACAGAAGACACCUCUAGUGCAGCGCUGGGAGUCGGGCCUCAUCAAUGGGCACAACAGAGAAGAUGACUGAGAUGGGAGGAAGAUGACUUGUUUUUAAAGUGCAGGCCUGAAUGACUAUUAAAUAAAAAGGAGAGUAUUAAAAGAGAGAGCACAUCACAGGAGGGAAUGGGGAUGAAGAGGAGGAAAGAGAGAAUAUGAAGUGAGAAAGAGGUCAGGGAUUGAGGCUAGAAAGGGGGUCAGGAGGAUUGGGAGCAUGGAAUAUGAUUGGUGGUGGAGUGCUUCACUAAGGAGGAGAGAAAGCUCUGGAAAAUUCUGAGACAAAUGAAUGUAAAAAGGCCUAUAAAAGACUAAUAAUAAUAAUGAUUAUACUGCAACAAUGUCGAUUUGUGAGAGCAUGAACCUCGAUAAACUUCUUUACCAUGAAUUUCUGAAAUAAGAAUGGAUGAUCUUUUUUGUUGACAGAAAGUUAGAAAAGCAAUAGCAAUAGCAAUGAGCAGUUUAAUGUGUUUAAUGAUGACUUAAUGCGCUGGUUUAAUACACCUGUACAAUGUAAUGCAAUGUGAUACAAUAGCCAUGUAAUAAACACAAUCUUUGCACAA
Mugil cephalus (flathead mullet) is the source of this 3055-nucleotide messenger RNA. RefSeq names its product MISP family member 3 (gene misp3). Lineage: Eukaryota; Metazoa; Chordata; Actinopteri; Mugiliformes; Mugilidae. The record is from RefSeq and is a predicted model, not a curated record. The coding region runs from base 16 to 2526 and encodes 836 amino acids. The transcript has 3 exons.